This is a messenger RNA of Perca fluviatilis (European perch), 971 nucleotides long. Its product is annotated as gastrin-releasing peptide. The transcript is spliced from 4 exons. The coding region runs from base 311 to 751 and encodes 146 amino acids. The record is from RefSeq and is a predicted model, not a curated record. Gene Ontology annotation, biological process: neuropeptide signaling pathway. Gene Ontology annotation, molecular function: neuropeptide hormone activity. NCBI's taxonomy places the organism in Eukaryota, Metazoa, Chordata, Actinopteri, Perciformes, Percidae.
ACGGGACAGGUGAAGUUGUUUACUGUUUGAUUACUGUCAAACAAUCUGACGCGGUCACUAUGAUGCUACUGUAAAACUGAAUGGACAAUACUUAGGAAGAGAAAAUACAAAGUAAAAUGUGAAGCCAGUCAUACUUUGGCUUCAAAACAAAACAACAAUAGUUUAUAUUUACAUGAAACAACAGCCUGUUUUUUAGUGUUGCCUGUUAACGUUAGCCGUGUUGUUGUGAGACUAGUUAGCUAGCAGCUAGUUCUGUGAGCAAAAAAACAAAUAACCUUCUGAGCAACAAGUGGAACGAUAAGGGCAUUAUAUGACAUGGAUAUGGACUGUAUACUUCAAGGACUUGCUUCAACGACCGGUGUGGCCACUUUUUAUUAUUCUGGCUACAAUACCGUGUGUGUUGUACUGCUCAGAGAGUCCUGCAGCUGUCGUUGGCAAAAUGUAUCCACGGGGUAACCACUGGGCAGUAGGUCAUUUGAUGGGAAAGAAGAGCAUCGAGAGCCUACCUGAACUGCAGGAGACAAACCAUGACAGUGACUACCUCACACCCUUAGAAACAGCUGGGGUCACAGAGCAACUGAUGGAGGCACUGAUGCAACAAAAGAACCAGGAACAGACGACGCCACAGACUGCAGACCGGCUGCUUCGGCUGCAGAGUGGCUGGAGAGAAGAGGACAGAGACAAAUAUCUCAGAGAGAUGUCCAAGCUUCUUCUUCUGGCUUUGAAACUGCAAGACAAUGAAUCCACCUGAAUACAAGACAGUCAUCAUUAUCAACUAAACGUGCUGUAAUCACAUAUUCACACUGUAUAUUUUUUUCUGCUGUAAGAGUAUGCUGGAAAGCAAAUUGAAGAUUAUUUUAUCAGUAAUUUAAUAUUUCUAAUAUGCAUCAUGCAGCAGUUUGAUUACAGACUGACAGGAUAAGGUUAUGUUGAAUGCAUUGAGAUGCUGAAUAAAUUUAACAUUGCGAUAA